AUGCCACGCAGCAAUACAGGCCGCAACGGUGGCGAACAGGCUUCCAAUAUGCUCAAGAUCGCGUCGCAGUCUUCGGAAGCGCCGCGCGAUACCGAGGGCGGUUGCUUAUUUGCAAACAUGUUUGCCGAGGUUUUGAGUGAUCCCGGGGUUCAGAAGAACAUGGAUGUGCUGCGGAAUCGGCAGCCAGGAGAAGAUGGCUCCAGCUAUUCAGCAAACAGUGCCAACGUGGACGGCAACGCAGAUGCUGGCCACAAGACACCUUGA
This is a messenger RNA of Akanthomyces muscarius, 264 nucleotides long. RefSeq lists its product as uncharacterized. NCBI's taxonomy places the organism in Eukaryota, Fungi, Ascomycota, Sordariomycetes, Hypocreales, Cordycipitaceae. Bases 1 to 264 code for a protein of 87 amino acids. The transcript has 2 exons. The record is from RefSeq and is a predicted model, not a curated record.